Messenger RNA from Harpia harpyja (harpy eagle), 3689 nucleotides. It is a transcript of the gene ERN2, whose product is annotated as endoplasmic reticulum to nucleus signaling 2. Gene Ontology annotation, molecular function: protein serine/threonine kinase activity; ATP binding; RNA endonuclease activity. NCBI's taxonomy places the organism in Eukaryota, Metazoa, Chordata, Aves, Accipitriformes, Accipitridae. Bases 89 to 3019 code for a protein of 976 amino acids. The record is from RefSeq and is a predicted model, not a curated record. Gene Ontology annotation, biological process: protein phosphorylation; IRE1-mediated unfolded protein response; intrinsic apoptotic signaling pathway in response to endoplasmic reticulum stress. Gene Ontology annotation, cellular component: IRE1-TRAF2-ASK1 complex. The transcript is spliced from 22 exons.
GAUCCGCCCCGGCCCCGCUGACUCACGGCGCGGCGAUAAGCCCGGCCCGGCCCGGCCCUGCGCGCCGCGGCCCCGGCAUGUCCGGGACAUGGGCGGCCCCGCCGCGCCGCUGCGCCCGGGGCUGCUCCGGGGGCUGCUCGGGGGGCGGCGGCUGCCGCUCCCGCUCCCGCUGCUGCUCCCGCUGCUGCUCCCGCUGCUGCUGCUGCCGCCGCCCCCCGCACAGUGCCUCAAAGCCGGUGCUGUGACUGUCCCAGAAACACUGCUCUUCAUAUCCACUCUGGAUGGAAACCUUCACGCAGUGAGUAAGAGCACAGGAGACAUCAAGUGGACCCUGAAGGAUGAUCCUAUUCUGCAGGUGCCGGUUUAUGUGGCAGAACCAGCAUUCCUUCCAGACCCCAAUGAUGGCAGCCUGUAUAUCCUAGGAGGAAAAAACAAAGAAGGCUUGAUGAAGCUCCCGUUCACCAUUCCGGAGCUGGUCCAGUCCUCGCCGUGCCGCAGUUCGGACGGCGUGCUCUACACCGGGAAAAAGCAGGACACCUGGUUCAUUGUGGACCCCAAGUCAGGAGAGAAGCAGACCACUCUCUCGACAGAGGCCUGGGAUGGUCUGUGCCCAUCAAGUCCCCUGCUCUAUAUCGGCCGUACCCAGUAUGUCAUCACCAUGUACGACACCAAGACGCGGGAGCUGCGCUGGAAUGCCACCUUCUCCGACUACUCGGCACCGCUCUGCGAGGAGUCCUACCACUACCAAAUGGCACACUUUGCCUCGAGCGGGGACGGGCUGGUGGUGACGCUGGACAAGGAGAAUGGGGAGGUCCUGUGGGCGCAGAACUAUGGCUCGCCCGUGGUCGGCAUCUACGUGUGGCACCAGGACAGCCUCCGCCGUGUCCCCCAUCUCAACCUGGCGAUGGAGACCCUGCGCUACCUGACGUUCCACUCGCAGGACAUCCACCUCUUCAAGUGGAGCUACCAGUCUGUGAAGGACUUUGCCACCACCAAGACCCAGCUGCUGCCAGCACUUUACGUGGGGAAGUACGCGGCCAGCUUCUACGCCUUGACCUCCCUGGUCCACGGCAGCGUGGCUCUGGUGCCGCAGGGCAUCACGCUGGCCAGGAUCGACGGACCCACCACGGAUGAUGUGACCAUGAGAGAGUCGGGGGAGUGUGAGAUCACGCCCAGCACCGACGUCAAGUACCCGCAGGGCAGCAUCACCUCGCUCCACAACCAGUGGCUCCUAAUAGGGCACCACGAGCUGCCUCCCGUGGUCCACACUACGAUGCUGCGAGCCUUCCCAGAGAACCUGAGGAAGACAACGGAAACCAUCAUCCCCAGGGCUCCUCCUGCCAGGACCGUGUUCGACGAUUUUCUGGCCCCAAGCAGCCCGGAGGAGCCGGCUGUCCGCAGCGAGGGGCAGUUCCAGCCGGACCCCGCGCCGAGGGAGCAGGUGGAGGUCUACCCCGAGGCCGGCACCUGGGACCUGGUGAUGGCUGGCAUCGGCACGGCUCUGCUGGGCGGGGGAAUCCUGUUCCUUGUGCUCACGAAACUGCAGAAGCAGCACGCGGUGCAGCAGCAGCAGCUGGAGAAGCAGAUUCAGCUCCUGCAGCAGCAGCAGGAGAUGCUGCUCCCGGGCCGGGUCUCCGGGGAGGGUGUCCCUGCAGAGCCCGGGGAGCCGGGGCUGAGCGCAUCGCAGCUCUCGCAGAGCUCCGGCCCCUUGGCCCGCCUGAAGGACCUGGCUAAUGGGGUGGUCAGCCCAGAUCCGGCUGUGCCAGCGGCUGCUGCAGAUGCAGAACCAGAUGUGAUUGUAGUUGGGAAAGUUUCUUUUAACCCCAAGGAUGUGCUGGGCCACGGAGCUGGAGGAACCUUUGUCUUCAGGGGACAGUUUGACAGCCGGAAUGUGGCUGUGAAGCGUCUCCUGCCCGAGUGUUUCCAUCUCGUGGACCGCGAGGUCCAGCUGCUCCGGGAGUCGGACGAGCACCCCCACGUCGUCCGCUACUUCUGCACUGAGAAGGACAAGCAGUUCCACUACAUCGCCAUCGAGCUCUGCUCUGCCACGCUGCAGGAGUACGUGGAAAGCCCCAGCUUCGAUCGUCGCAGCCUGGACCCGGUGUCUCUGCUGCGUCAGACCAUGUCCGGGCUGGCCCACCUCCACUCCCUCAGCAUCGUCCAUCGUGACCUGAAGCCCUGUAACAUCCUCAUCUCCGUCCCAAAUCGCCACGGGCAGAUCCGAGCCGUCAUCUCUGACUUCGGCCUCUGCAAGAAGCUUCAGGGGGGACGACAGAGCUUCAGCCUCCGCUCCGGCAUCCCUGGCACCGAGGGCUGGAUCGCCCCCGAGGUGCUGCAGGAGGCCCCGAAGGAGAACCCCACGUGUGCUGUGGACAUCUUCUCAGCCGGCUGCAUCUUCUACUAUGUGGUGUCAGGAGGGCAGCACCCCUUUGGGGACAGCUUGCGGCGACAGGCCAACAUCUUGUCGGGCUCUUACCAGCUGAGCUGCCUGCAAGAAGAAGCUCAUGACAAGCUUGUUGCGCGAGAGCUGAUUGUGGCAAUGAUCAGCCCCGAGCCCCAGCACCGCCCCUCAGCCCCCAUGGUCCUCAUGCAUCCCUUUUUCUGGAGUGAGGAGAAGCAGCUGCAGUUCUUCCAGGACGUCAGCGACCGCAUCGAGAAGGAGCCUGCCGAGGGGCCCAUCGUCUCGGCCCUGGAGUCGGGGGGACGGUCAGUGGUGAGGACCAACUGGAGGAUGCACAUCUCCCUCCCGCUGCAGACAGACCUGAGGAAGUUCCGCUCUUACAAGGGGGGCUCUGUGCGUGACCUCCUGCGGGCCAUGAGGAACAAGAAGCAUCACUACCACGAGCUGCCAGCCGAUGUCCGGGCAGCCCUGGGCUCCGUGCCUGACGGCUUUGUGUGGUACUUCACCUCCCGCUUCCCCCGGCUGCUGCUGCACACCCACGGGGCCAUGAGGGUCUGCGCCCAGGAACGGCUCUUCCACUCCUACUACUGCCAGGGGCCGGGGGGCGAAGGCAAGUGAGCGGGGACGCACGCCGGGACGGCACCUGCGGUGCAAGGCUGCUGCGGCCGCUCCUCUCUGCCCUGCAUGCAGCCGCAACCCCAUCUUGCAGCAGCUGGGAGCAGCCCUGGGGGCUCUGCGGAGUCCUCCUCCCCCUCCCCGAGGUGAGGGGGGGCCCCAGGACCAGGUGGUCGCCCAGCGUACACAUGGGCUACAAGCAGGACGGUCCAGAAGAGGCGAGCGCGGGGUGGCACUGGGCUCUCCUGAGCCCAAGAGGGACCCUCUGGGCACCCACCUUUGCAAACUGCUCCCAGUCAGACUCAGCGGCCUGAAGGUAUUUGUGUCAGAGAACGGAAAAAAAAAAUCUCUGCGGCGGAGAUGGUGUUUGAGAAGAAAGAAAACGCAUGUUGGGUUUUCCCGAGGGCAGCCGGUGGAGCAACGCACCCGCAGAGCAAUGCAGCCAGGCUGGGGCCGGGUCCCAGCGGGGCGUUCACCAGGGAUCAGCACGCUUUGUCCUCCCGUGCCGUGUGCCUGGGGAAGCAGCUCUUCGAGCAUGUGUCCAGCACAUGGCUGUGACCAGGACUGAUACAACCGUCUGGACACUGGCGACGAUCCUUCAGCCCAGCCGAGGGCUGAGGCUCAGCAGGUCAGCUUUUAGCAGCCACCCCAGGGCUUGGACCCGCUAUUUGCA